Molecule: messenger RNA, 676 nt
Organism: Stegostoma tigrinum
Lineage: Eukaryota; Metazoa; Chordata; Chondrichthyes; Orectolobiformes; Stegostomatidae
Gene: tbca
Product: tubulin cofactor a
Exons: 4
Coding region: 111-437 (108 amino acids)
Biological process (GO): post-chaperonin tubulin folding pathway; tubulin complex assembly
Cellular component (GO): microtubule cytoskeleton; cytosol
Molecular function (GO): beta-tubulin binding
Source: RefSeq, a predicted model, not a curated record
AGGCGCAUGCGUGGUUCCCUCUCCCGGUUACUAGGAGGCAGGCGACAGUUGAAUGUUAGGCGCGGGAUUUCCGGUUUACAUUUUGCACCGUUUAUCACCGGAGCAUAAGCAUGGCGGAUCCCAGAACUCGACAGAUAAAAAUCAAGACCGGCGUAGUGAAGCGGCUGGCAAAGGAAAAGCUUAUGUACGAAAAAGAAGCAAAACAACAAGAAGAAAAAGUUGAGAAAAUGAAAGUCGACGGGAAUGAUCAGUAUAUGGUUAAGAAACAGAUGGAAGUCCUGCAAGAAUCACGGAUGAUGAUUCCAGAUUGUCAGCGUCGAUUGGCAACUGCACACAAUGACCUGGUACAACUAUUGGAAAGUGAGAAAGAAUUGGAAGACACUGAGGAAUACAAGGAAGCCCAGGCCACAAUAGGAUCGAUCAAACUAGAAGCCUAGAACCUAUUUCUUAAUGAUAAUAUUUUGUUUUGUUACAAAUAUUUGCACUGUCCGUUCCAUCCCCUCCCACCCAAUUUCAGUUUUAGGCAUUAUGACCCUGUUAUUAUUAUGCUCGGGAUCGAUGGAUGAACCCUGUGUAAUCUCUUGCAUUGCACAACCGACUGUGUACCCAAACGAAUUUUGUGCUACAUCAUGGUGAAAUAAUGAAACAUUAAAUAAACGUACAUGCUGACAAUGAA